AUGGUUACAACCACCGAGACCGGUGUUACAUUCUGGGAAAUACAAGGGAUGAAUGUCACUCGUAUAAAAGAUAUUUCUAUGUUUAAGCCCGUGAUAUGCAAAUAUAAUGUUGAUUUCUGUAUAAUAAUAGUAACGGCAGUCGUUAAUAAUGAGUGCAAGUUGUUUGUUGUGUCACUUGAUAAUGGCGAUUUAUCAUAUAUCAUCGACUCCAAAACAACAAUUUUGAUGAACUCAAAAAUAUACGCGAGUGAUAAUUUGAAAAAUAUUGCAAUAACACUUAGUGAUAAAAUAACAGUGAUGAGUAACUAA
Molecule: messenger RNA, 309 nt
Organism: Babesia microti strain RI
Lineage: Eukaryota; Apicomplexa; Aconoidasida; Piroplasmida; Babesiidae
Exons: 3
Coding region: 1-309 (102 amino acids)
Source: RefSeq, a predicted model, not a curated record